This is a messenger RNA of Bipolaris maydis ATCC 48331, 872 nucleotides long. RefSeq names its product GNAT domain-containing protein. Gene Ontology annotation, molecular function: acyltransferase activity, transferring groups other than amino-acyl groups. NCBI's taxonomy places the organism in Eukaryota, Fungi, Ascomycota, Dothideomycetes, Pleosporales, Pleosporaceae. The record is from RefSeq and is a predicted model, not a curated record.
CAACAAAUAUAUAUUAUGAUGAGAUUGCUCUCGAUACCACUUUCUUCCUGAAGCUUGCGAAAAAGAUGGUUGUGGUUGACCCCGGGCUAUUCGUCAAGACGGAACGGUUGCUGCUCCGCCCGUUGCGCAUCGAAGAUGCAGAUGACGUAUUGGAGAUGCGCAGGCAUCCGGAGGUCAUGAUACAUACAUCCACUCUCCCCUCGGACAACAUUGAAGCUACAAAGGCAUGGAUACAAGGUUGCCACCAGGUUGAACACAAUUGGAAUUUCGCAGUCGUCCUGUUGGAGCCUCACGAUGGUCCACAUGUCAUUGGCCUCAUUGGUGCUGUCCGCGCACCAGAAGUAGGAUACAUGUUCAAUGCUUCGUACUGGGGGAAAGGAUACGCCACGGAAGCAUUGCGUGCGUUCAUGCCCAUGUUUUUCGAACACUAUUCCGGCAAUUGCAUUGCAGAUUACCGGGAUGAAGGUGCAAAUGGACCGUCAAGCAACGGCAGUACACAAAACGGGAACGGCACCAAUGGCUGCACGGACAAUGGCAAGCGGUUGGCACCGAGAUACGAAUACGCAGAAGCACACACGGACCCGGAGUUGGUUUCAAGUCAAAAUGUAUUGACAAAGGUUGGCUUCAAGCUGCAUGAAAGGAAGAAGAAUGAUUUUGAGAACCCGAUUCUAGGGAUGAGAGAUACUUUGGUCUUUAGAUUUUACAGGUCAUCUUUAUGAGAGACGGCCUUUACGAUUGAAUUGUACAACAAGGCUAAGGCUGCUGAUUACAAAAACGUCCCCAUGAACAUAAGGCGUUACCAACCUAUCUUAGCAGAAUAAUGAUCGAGUUCUUCUCUUGUUUUGCCUCGAGACGGCGUUCGAAACUCACAU